GUUGAUUAUCAAGCAGCUCACCACCCCCGGAGCUCAUCGCAACUUGUGCAAGCUUGACGAAAGUACGCGUUCUCGAGUACGAAAGUGCAACCGCAGUUGCUGCACCCCACAAACUGCACCCUUUCUUCUUUCUUCUUUUCAUUCAUCAUCUUCUACGGUCCUGAUUGCGCAUUCCCCGCCAAGGACGUGGAGGUUACGACUUCUUUUCCCGCCGGUCACGACAUCCCACGGCCAUUCUACAUCAUUCGUAGCAAGCUUCAUUUGGUAGCCACCACAUCGCAUUCAACAUGAGCGUCGUCUACGAACCCCGGACGUUCAUGCACGAUGGGUCCUACCCUCCGAUCGGCGACCCGGACCACGACCACAACGUCGACCCGACAGCACAGUACCAAGCGACCGACGUCCCAGACCUUGCGUCCUACAACCCGACAGCUUCGAUGCUCGGAGAUGAUCGGUCUCUGAUGCCGGAUGGUCUCGACGAUGGUUCCGUGGGUGUUCCUGAUGCUACGCGACUCGAUCUCUCCGCCCCCUCGACCCUCGCCUCUCUCCCCUCUCAACUUCCCGCGCUACCCGAACCUCUGCCGUCAAACAACAAGGACGAGGGCGAAGCCUCAACACCAUCUUCGAGGGUUAAGUGUAUAGCCAAACCCGAACGCGAAGUUACAAAACAGCCCGACGGAAAGUUCUACUGUACUUUCCCGGGAUGCACGGAAGAGACGCAAGUUUUCACACGGAAGUGCGAAUGGAGCAAGCACAUGGACAAACACGAGCGACCCUACCGAUGCGCCGCCGAAGGCUGCGAAAAGCUCCCGGGCUUUACAUACUCGGGCGGUCUCCUCCGCCACGAGCGCGAGGUCCACGGCAAGCACGGUGGCCCGAAGAACACAGUCAACUGCCCGCACCCAAACUGCAAGCGCCAUACAGGCAAGGGCUUCUCGCGCCAGGAGAACUUGAACGAGCACCUUCGACGGGUCCACACAAGCGACGGCUCCAGCACUGUCCAGGAAGACGUUCAGACGGGCAGCGACGGUGACAGCGAAAAGGCUGGCGUCUUCGGCGCGGGGAACAAGCGGAAGCGCUCGAGGAAGAGCUCCGACGCGGGGCUUGACGAGCUGCGCGAGGAGAUCAAGCGCGUGCGUCAGGAGAACGAAGAGCUGCGUCAGCAGCUCGACAGGCAGGGCCAGCACAGCUUUGCCAUGAUGACGCAGAUUGCAGAGCUGCAGGACGCGCUGCGCACGAAUCUCGACGGCACCGGCCUGGGUGCGCCUACGGCCACGAUGUUGUGACAAUCAGAGUCAACGCCUGCGCCCCCGCCCGAAAGCGACAGCUUUCUCUCGAACUUCCCGUUACGGCGUUACGACAACAUUUCACCCUAGACAUCUCCGGUGGUCGCGAAGACUCGCUCCAGGCUGCCACAAUCUCCACCACUCCAAAACCCAUCGCCCCCAAUCCGCUUACGCAUACGCAUACGCACCACGCCACCCAUCAUACAACGUACACAAUCUGCUCACGAAGCACGCAUCAACGAGGCGUUCCGGGGGCCAGAAGCGCUUUUCAUGAUCCAUACCUCAUCUCUACCUUUCUACUCUCCUCCUUUUCCUUAUUAUGUUCCCUAGGCGUGUGGCCACACGCCCCGUGUAUAAGUCUGGCACAACGUGGGUAAUUCUACAAGACAAGGAACCGGCGUUUUCUACGGCAAUCAUUCGUGGGAGGGUGUUGCGAUUUUUUGUUUUCAUUUUCACCGGUGGCGAAGCAAAGAACGAUGACGACUUACUUUUUUGAUAUCCCACUCUCACAAUUCCCUUUCUCCUAAUCCCAUCUCUUCCUCUUCCUCACUUGGAGCGUGAAACAAAUCAGGAGGGUGAGGUAGAAAAGAAGGGGGGAAAGAGAGAAAUACCACACCUUUUCCAGAAUCCCCCCUCCUAUUGCAAUGGCAGCAAAUGGUAGAUUGUACAUUUCCCCUCGUCCUUGCCCCCUCAACUCAUGGCUUCAAACUUGUUGCUCAACACAACUUUGUAAUUGUAUUGUUAUUGUAUUUUGUCUGGCCUUUUUAACAUGUAGUAACAUAGACCUGAGGAGAUGGGAUAACUUUUGCUCAUGAAGAAAAAAAGAAAUGAAAAAAAGGCAGACAUCCCCUCCCAGACACCCAAAUCAACAAACCCUCCUCUUCUCUCUCUUAUUUUUACUGACAUCCGUGAACAUUUCUGUGACUUUUCUUUCUUUCCCUUUUUUUUUUUUUUUUUUUGUGCUUUUGCGGUAGCACUUUUCGUACAUCAGUUUUCUUCAGACUUAAUCUAUGCGGCUCCAGAAGUCUUGGCUGAACACCCCCAUUGCUUACACUUACAGUCUCUUCUCCCCCCCCCCCCCCCCUGCCCCUGGGGAGUAUAUGAGAUGACGUACCCUCGAGGUGCUUUACGCGUCCAUCGCCGACAUGGGAACGCCCGGAUACGCGUCGUCACAUGCGGUUUUGCCUGAGGCCAACUGCCUAUCCUGCGC
Colletotrichum destructivum is the source of this 2496-nucleotide messenger RNA. Its product is annotated as Putative Zinc finger C2H2-type. The record is from RefSeq and is a predicted model, not a curated record. The coding region runs from base 288 to 1286 and encodes 332 amino acids. NCBI's taxonomy places the organism in Eukaryota, Fungi, Ascomycota, Sordariomycetes, Glomerellales, Glomerellaceae. The transcript is spliced from 3 exons. Gene Ontology annotation, biological process: regulation of transcription by RNA polymerase II. Gene Ontology annotation, cellular component: nucleus.